CCUGAUUCCUAGGAAAAACUGAAUCAUGGGAUUGAAGAGGACCUGGUUGCUGUGGCUGUUGCAGAAGUUCUGCUGAGUCUUCAAUCUGGACGUACCAAGUAUUUUUCUAUUUGAGGGUAAAAGACAACAGCAGCCGUGCCCCGACGCGCCCCUACCCCCAGCGGAGCGGUCAUGUGGCAGGAAGCCCGCAAACAUGAGCGCAAGCUGCGCGGGAUGAUGGUGGACUACAAACGCCGCGGCGAGCGCCGGCGGGAGUACUACGAGAAAAUAAAAAAAGACCCAGCCCAGUUCCUGCAGGUUCAUGGCCGGGCCUACAAGAUCCACUUGGACUCAGCAGUGGCGCUGGCUGCUGAGAGCCCCAUCAACAUGAUGCCGUGGCAGGGAGACACUAGCAACAUGAUUGACAGGUUUGAUGUGAGGGCACACCUGGACUACAUUCCGACCUACACGCCCCCCCUUCUCAACACUGUGACCCCGGAGCAGGAGUCAGAGGAGAGGAAAUGUAACUACGAGCGCUACAGAGGGCUGGUGCAGAACGACUUCGCCAGCAUCUCUGAGGAGCAGUGCCUGUACCAGAUUUAUGUUGACGAGCUCUACGGUGGCCUGCAGAGGCCAAAUGAAGACGAGAAGAAAAAGCUCGCAGAAAAGAAGGCGUCUAUUGGCUACACGUACGAGGACAGCACCGUGACCGAGCCGGACGGGCAGUCAGACAAAGGGGAGGACGAGGACUCUGAGAACAGCGAAUCGGAGGAGGAUGAGGGAAUCCCCGACAUUGAUGUGGAGGUGGACGUGGAUGAGCUGAACCAGGAACAGGUGGAGGAUCUUAACAAGAUGGCCACGCCUUACGGGAUGGCUGAAGGAGACUUUGUCAGGAUGCUGAGGAAGGACAAAGAGGAAGUUGAGGCCAUAAAACAUGCCAAGGCCCUGGAGGCGGAGAAGGCCAUGUACUCGGGCCGACGGUCUCGCCGACAGAGGAGGGAAUUUAGGGAGAAGAGACUGAAGGGAAGGCAGAUCAGCCCCCCCAGCUAUGCCAGGAGAGACAGCCCGACCUACGACCCCUACAAACGCCCCCAGUCGGAGUCGAGCUCGGAGUCGCGCUCCCGCUCCCGCUCCCCAGGGAACGACAAGAUCACCUUCAUCACCAGCUUCGGCGGCAGCGAUGAGGAGGGUGCCCCGCCCGCGCCGGCCCCGCCCGCCCACGCCGGCCACGCCCCCAGCAACUCCCAGCACCACCCCGCAGGUCAUAGCAGGGGCUCCCGCAGACGCCGCUCCUCCUCCAGCCCUUCCUCCUCCUCCUCCUCCUCUUCCUCCUCGCGCUCCAGCUCCCGCCGCUCUUCGUCACGCUCCUCCUCGCGCUCACGACGGGGCCGUCGCCGGGGAGGGAGGGACGGCCGCCGCUCCCGCUCCCGCUCCCGGCGUUCCGGGUCCCGCUCCCGGCGUUCCGCGUCCCGCUCCCGGCGCUCCGCGUCCCGCUCCCGGCGUUCCGGAUCCAGAUCCCGCCGUUCCGGAUCCAGAUCCCGGGCCCGCGGGGGCGGGGCGGGGGCCGGGGCCCGCAGGCGAUACGGGCGGAGCCGCUCCCGCUCUGGCGACAGGGGCCGGCGCCACGCCCCCCGCAGGCGCACCAGAUCCCGGUCCGGUUCCCGCCUGGGCGAUCGUUUCAGGCGCGGGGGCCGCGGGCCCGGGCCCCGGCGGGGGGGCAGCAGCAGCCGGAGCCCCUCCCAGUCCCCCCCGCCCAGCCGCUCCCCGUCCCCCGCCCCCCGACACGGCCCGCCCGCAGCCCUGGCUCUCUGUGACAAGCUGAGAAAGCCUGAUACUCCGGGUGGUAAAGAGACGGGAGCUGCCAAACCCAAGAUGACCCCCCAGGAGAAGCUGAAGCUGCGGAUGCAGAAGGCUCUCAACAAGCAAUCCAAGGCGGAUAAGAAAGCCGCGCAGGUGAAGGUGCAGCAGCAGGAGUAUAAGAGACAGGAACGAGAGGGCGAGCUCAGAGCCAUGGCACGCAAGAUCCGCAUGAAUGUUGGGUGUUCCAGGGAACGGGAGCGGCGUGAGAAGGAGAGGGACGAAUGGGAAAGACAGUAUGGGAGACAGAGCCAUUCCCCCUCCCCGAUUCCCAAAUACAGUCGCGAUUACAGUUCAUCCAGAAGCCCUCCUCUCUCCCCCUCUCUGUCCAGGAGGUCUCGUUCUCGCUCAAGGAGCCCGUACUACCGAUACUGAGCCCCCCCC
This is a messenger RNA of Conger conger (European conger), 2220 nucleotides long. It is a transcript of the gene clasrp, whose product is annotated as CLK4-associating serine/arginine rich protein. The record is from RefSeq and is a predicted model, not a curated record. The coding region runs from base 172 to 2211 and encodes 679 amino acids. Lineage: Eukaryota; Metazoa; Chordata; Actinopteri; Anguilliformes; Congridae. The transcript is spliced from 21 exons.